AUGAGAAUGGCACUCAGGUUGAAGACACAUGUGUGUCUGGCAGGUCCCUGGCUGUACCUGCAUAGGGCCAGAGCACUGGGCACCAGAGCAGUCAUGGCCCCCAAAGCCUCAGUGCUGCCCUUAGAAGCCAUACCCCAAUUCCUGGGCAACAAGUGGCUGAGGCAGCUGCAGAUGUGGAAGGAGCGGAACCGUGAUAACUUGCACCUGAAGAUGCAAUAGACCUUCCAGGAACUGGGGCCCAUUUUCAGGUAUGAUGUGGGAAGAACAUGGAUAGUCUCUGUGAUGCUGCCAGAAGAUGCUGAGCGGCUGCACCAGGCAGAGAGCCUGCAUCCCCACCGCAUGAAACUGGAGCCCUGGAUGGCCUACAGGAAUCGCCAAGGGCAGAAGCCUGGCAUGUUCUUGCUGGAUGGACCUGAAUGGCACAAUGACCGACUGCUGCUGAACCCAAAUGUGCUGUCCCCAGAAGCAAUGUGAAAGUUCCUCCCCACGGUGGACACAGUGGCAAGAGAAUUCACAGAUGCUCUGAAGAAGAGGGUGCUAUAGAAUGCCCAGGGGAGCCUGACACUGGACAUCCAGUCCAGCAUUCUUAACUAUACCACAGAAGCCAGCAACUUUGCCCUUUUUGGAGAAAGAUUGGGCCUCCUUGGUCCAAUCUUUGGGCCUCCUUGGUCCAACCCCAGCUCUGAUAUGCUGUACUUCAAGCAUGCCUUGGAUGCCAUAUUCAAAACCACCAUGAAGCUCAUGUUCCUGCCCAGGAGCCUGUCCCACUGGACAAGCAGUCAUGUGUGGAAGGAGCACUUUGAGGCCUGGGACACCAUUUCCUCCGCAACUGAAAACUGCAUCCAGAAGAAAUAUCAGGAGCUCACUCGAGGUGGCCCUCAGUACUGCAGAGGCAUCGUGACAGAGCUGUUGUGGCAGGGGAACUUCUCAGUAAAUGGCAUCAGGGCCAACGCUCUGGACCUCCUUACAGGGAGUGUGGACACGAUGGCCUUCCCCUUGGUGAUGACUCUCUCUGAGUUGGCCAGGAACCCCACCCCGCAGGAGGCCUUUCAGCAGGACAGCCUGGCUGCUGAGUCCAGCAUUUCUAGGAAUCCGCUGAGGGUCACCAUAGACCUUUCCCUUCUGCAGGCAGCCAUCAAGGAGACCCUGAGGCUGUACCCUGUCGGGCUUUUUCUGGAGAGAAUCCUGGGCUCACACUUGGUGCUUCAGAACUAUCAAGUCCCGGCAGGGACUGGGGUGCUUUUAUAUCUGUAUGCCAUGGGCCAAAACCCCGAGGUAUUCCUGAGUCCUGAGCACUACAACCCCCAGCGCUGGCUGAACAACAAGCAGGGCUUCAGCAACCUGGCCUUUGCCUUUGGGAUGCGCCAAUGUCUGGGAAAGCACCUAGCCAUGGUGGAGAUUCUGCUGCUUCUGCACCAUGUGCUGACAUCCUUCCGUGUGGAGACAGCAUUCCAAGAGGAUGUGAAGUUAGCCUACCUUGUUAUGAUGCCAAACUCCUUUCCCCUCCUCACUUUUCAGCCUGUCAGCUAGUCUCACCUCCCUGCUGGAGCUCCCCGCCACACCACGAUUCUCUGUCUACAUGACCCUAGGCACUCCUUGUCUUCUCCCGUAAGGGCACUGCUUCCUGGCCACACUGCUAGCCACUGGGCCCUCUGAUGACGCAGUCCAGCUGAAGCUCUGAAGGCAAACUUGGUUUGCCAAGUUGUGCAGCGAGGCCAGGGUACUGUUGAGGAAGAUCUUAGUCACAUGUCCUGGCUAUGUCAAAUUCCCAUCUUUCUCACCUUUUGUGCAACUGUUCUAUGCUGGACAUUGUCACCAUCUACUGAGCAAUUUGGGUAGAUACAGCCUUUGCAUCCCUGUGUAGUAGUCUCAUAUACCUCUGUUGGCUUCUUCCGGCCCCAUAUCCAAAGCCCCUUUGUUUUAUUUGAGCAAAAUGCCAUGGAUCCUAGUCUCUGAUUUCCCAAGUGCAAUUGGUCCUUGUACCCCUUUCCUCCUUAGCAGAUCAAACAGGCAAUCAACUCUUGACAUUCUUCAUUCUGUAGUGAUUCACUGUAGUGUAGAGUAGAGUGGUGUAGAUACUGUGACCCAUUCCCAUUUUCAAAGGGAGAAAACUGACCCUGGACAGAACUGUGACCACACUGGUGUCUAGGGUCAACCACAUUCUGUGGGGAGGUCUCCUGUGGACCAGACAAUGUAGGACCUGCAAGUGUUCAGUGCAUAGGCCCUGUGCUUUGCUGUGACAGCUUCUGAGGGGGCUGAGGGGAAAUGGGAGACCUGUGUGGGUAAAAAGACGCAGUAGACAGAGAUCUGUAGACAGGAGAGUCAUAAUUGGGCUUGUGGUUUCCUCAUGACUGCGACUCACACAUCCUCAACAUGGGUCAUGUGUCACGUGCCAGAAGCUGGCAUGGACAGGGGAGGCAGCAGUGUGUGAUAGCAACAUGCCUACAGCCUUCAUGUGAGCACUGAGAUCACUGGCCACAGCCCAGCACAGCACCCUGGUGCAGGAGAGGCAUGUGCCCAGGUUAAGCACACAUCAAAUCACACUGUGUCUCAGUCUCUUCUAGAUGAAAUAAUAAAAAUUGAUAGAAUAAGUA
This is a messenger RNA of Chinchilla lanigera (long-tailed chinchilla), 2594 nucleotides long. RefSeq names its product cytochrome P450 11B1, mitochondrial-like. Gene Ontology annotation, cellular component: mitochondrion; mitochondrial inner membrane. Gene Ontology annotation, molecular function: corticosterone 18-monooxygenase activity; iron ion binding; steroid 11-beta-monooxygenase activity. Gene Ontology annotation, biological process: cortisol metabolic process; aldosterone biosynthetic process; cholesterol metabolic process. Lineage: Eukaryota; Metazoa; Chordata; Mammalia; Rodentia; Chinchillidae. The record is from RefSeq and is a predicted model, not a curated record.